GGUCGGGCGCGGUUGCCGUGGCAGCGCCUGCCCGAGGGAGGGCGGCGGCGCGGGGCCAGGACCCCGGCGGGCAGAGGCGGCGACUGGGCCACCCGAGAGUGUGCGGCGGGGCAGCUGAGCGGCGGGCGCCCCGCCCUACUGGCCGGUGGGGAUGCGGGACCGGCUGCCCGAACUCACGGCGUGUAGCAAAAACGAUGAUGGAGACACUACUGUCGUCGUCGUUGAAAAGGACCAUUUCAUGGAUGAUUUCUUCCAUCAGGUGGAGGAGAUUCGGAGCAGCAUAGCCAGAAUUGCUCAGUACGUGGAAGACGUAAAGAAAAACCACAGCAUCAUCCUUUCUGCUCCAAACCCAGAAGGAAAAAUAAAAGAAGAGCUGGAAGACCUGAACAAAGAGAUCAAGAAAACUGCUAACAGGAUUCGAGGCAGGCUGAAGUCUAUCGAGCAGAGUUGUGAUCAGGAUCAGAGCGGGAACCGAACAUCAGUGGAUCUGAGGAUACGAAGGACUCAGCACUCAGUGCUGUCGCGGAAAUUUGUGGAUGUCAUGACAGAAUACAAUGAAGCACAGAUCCUUUUUCGGGAGCGAAGCAAAGGUCGCAUCCAGCGCCAGCUAGAGAUCACUGGGAGGACCACUACUGACGAUGAGCUGGAGGAGAUGCUGGAGAGCGGGAAGCCUUCCGUCUUCAUCUCGGAUAUCAUAUCAGAUUCACAGAUUACUAGGCAAGCCCUCAACGAGAUCGAGUCCCGCCACAAAGACAUCAUGAAGCUGGAGACCAGCAUCCGAGAGCUGCACGAGAUGUUCAUGGACAUGGCCAUGUUUGUGGAGACUCAGGGUGAAAUGGUCAACAACAUUGAGAGAAAUGUGAUGAACGCUGUAGACUACGUUGAACAUGCCAAGGAAGAAACCAAGAAAGCCAUCAAAUACCAUAGCAAAGCCAGGCGGAAGGUGAUGUUCAUCCUCAUUUGUGUAGUCACUUUGCUUGUGAUCCUCGGAAUUAUCUUAGCAACAGCAUUGUUAUAGCAACCGCACCCCAAGAGCUCUCUGUCGUCAGGGACUCAACCGCACCUGCAGCAGAGUCAGUGUCCUGCCCUUCCACAUGGGAACCUCAGACCCCAGAGCUCGUGCCGAGUGCUGAGGUUUUCACUGGUGAUGAAGAAUAAAGCACUUCGGAGGUUUUGUACCACGAAACACCAUGAGCUGAGUGGCUGCAGCAUGCCAGCCCAGAUAGCCUCGAUCUCUCUGAAGGACACCACAGAGAUUUCACAAUGGUGGCCUUGUCUUGGCAGCCUUGAAAUAGGAAUGAUUGAAAAGAAAAUCUAACUUUUAUAAAAAUGUCAGUGUUAAAAAUGUGCAUGCAGUUUAAUUAGGGUGUGCUCCGAGCUCUCAGCAGACAGCGCUCACGAAGAGACUUUGUACGGGCCUGAUUUCUGUUCAUGUCUUGCUUGCAGAAUCAUCACAGAACUAUUUUGUAAGGUAUCUGUAAUUUUAAAUAUCUAUAAGUUAAAUUCCUUAAUAUAUUAACAUCAACCCCCUCCCCCUUCUAAGCUAGACACUGCCUUGUGAAGGACAAUGGGCCAGCCCUAGGCAGCUGUGUACAGGUUCUGUUGUCACUGAAACACAGCCUCGCAGCCCCUCAGGGCCCUCCUUCAGUGCCUUCUGGUGACCCUGACCCAGGAAGUGUAAGGAUCUGAAAAGUUGAUUGUUGUUAGCUCAUUUCUACCUGCUUCACUGCAGAGGUGACAAGCAGUCACGCGCUGCGCUCCUGUCAUACUCUUCCUUGUUCACUCAUGCCCGUGGAGUCUUCAAGGCAAGAUGAUGACGGAACCAAGACUUGGUGCUCACUAAACUCAGUGGAAUUGCCCCAGGUGCAAAGCCAUUCUUGGACAGCAUCUGAAGGACCAGAUUGUCAUUGUCAAUUGAACACCUGCUCGUGCCCAGAGUUCCUAGAAAACUAUGAUGUAUGGUAUAAAGAUGUGGCUGGUGAACACUGUGAAUAAGGUGGCCCAGUGACUGCAUAUCUGUUGAGCCUGAGUAUGUGAAAGUCACCAAGCCUAGUGAAUUCUGCCGACUGCUGCAUGUAUGUAUGAAUGUGCACUCUAUCCCAGCCUCACUUGAUCUGAUCUGAUAUAGCCUGUGUGAGAGAUACUCAACUGUCUAGAAACCAUCAACCUUAGAGUGGUGCCUGUCACUCAUUCACCUGCUCAUACCUUCCAGCCUGACACCCCCUGUGCCGAGAGCUACUGCAGGAGGCUGGGCUGUGUGUCCUGGUCCAGAGCUAGCCUAGGAUGAAGACACUCCUGCCUGGAAGCUCCUGCUUCCUGUCUGAAAGCACUCUGAAAGCGCUGAAGAGGAAGUCGUGCUUGUGCAGCCCCCACACUCCACUUCAGUGCUGUCGGAUUUAGCUGCAGAGGACCCUCACACCAGCGAGGUCCCCACCACUCGUGUCCAGGUCUCCGAGUUCAGCCUGAGUCCUUGGCCUGCAAUGUCUUCAUCUCUGCUCAGGUGGCCUCUUGACCAGGUGGCUGGGUCUGGUCUUCUAGUGAAGCAGGGUUGUGUGGGUGAGUGAGUCAGCUCUCAGGAUGUUUCUAUGCUGACUUCAUAGCCUGUUUAAAAAUAACAUUUACAGAUUCUCUUGUUACUUUUUCCAACAGUUUCUUCAAACAUUUUGUGUUUACAUUAAAAAGUUCUCAGAGAUGCAAA
Psammomys obesus (fat sand rat) is the source of this 2698-nucleotide messenger RNA. RefSeq names its product syntaxin 2 (gene Stx2). The coding region runs from base 152 to 1018 and encodes 288 amino acids. Gene Ontology annotation, biological process: synaptic vesicle fusion to presynaptic active zone membrane; exocytosis; intracellular protein transport. The record is from RefSeq and is a predicted model, not a curated record. Gene Ontology annotation, molecular function: SNARE binding; SNAP receptor activity. The transcript has 10 exons. Gene Ontology annotation, cellular component: synaptic vesicle; endomembrane system; plasma membrane. NCBI's taxonomy places the organism in Eukaryota, Metazoa, Chordata, Mammalia, Rodentia, Muridae.